UAUAGUCACCGCGAGAAAAGGCAAUGGUGCCCCUGAUAUGUUGUUAAAUGCCACGAUAGAUACACACAGCUUAUUAAAAACUUUGUAAUGUUUUAAGGUUAUGGAGGUAAUCGAGACAAUUGUGAUACAAAGUACUGAGGUGGAGGAAAAGGAGACGGUUGUGCCCACUGUGGAUAAAACUAAAGCAGAGUUCAUAUGGACCCUGCAGGCUACAUGGCACCUCGUCAACACCAGACUAGAAAUGGACCAGGCGUUUGAUCAGCCAGUAUGCAAGAAAAAGAAACUCUGGGAGAUGGUGGCGGAGAAAGUGAACGCCAAACUGAGAGAGUCAGAGGUCACCGAUGUCACCGUGAAGGCGUACGAGUGUGACCUCAAGUGGAGGAACAUGUUGGCCACAUACAGGAAGAACUCCGAGAGGGCCAAGAGGCUGGGGGCCACCAGCGUCCACUGGGAGUUCUUCAAGGCCAUGCACGAGAUCCUGGGGAAGAGCAGGGAGGAGGUCGAAGCCCAGCGGACGGCCAAGCUCAGCGGGACGAGAGUGGGCAAGGCCAUAGCCAGCAAGAGGUUCACCCCUAUCCUCCCAACGCCUCCUGUGACAGCUGCGUCCUGCACCGCCAGGCCUCCGCAGGACGUCCUACAGCUGUACAUGGAGCUGCAGGAGAGGAAGAUGAACAUGUGGGCCCAGCAGAAAGCUCUGGAAGAGAGGAAGAUCGAGGCUAUUAACAACCUGGCCCAGGCCAUCUCCAGCCUGGCGCAGAAGAACAGCACGCAGAUGUCAAAGGAUGGACAUUAGGCCUGAAGAGACACUGUUUUCUAUUACCAAAAACUUUUAUCAUAGUGCAUGAUGAAAACUGUUAGAGUGUUUGUUAUAAUGUUUUUAGGAUGGGUCAUGUUGGCACAUUUGAACUGUUACAGCUUUAAGAUUAUUUUGGCCAGUCUAAAACUUGAACUUAACUAGGCAUUUCAGAAAAUGAGACAUAUGACACACACACACUCACAAAUCAUACCCUGGGCAUCUUUUGUUUAUACUGCAAGCAGAUUACAUUCCUCAUCAUCUAGUCCUCUUAUGUUGAGGCUCCAAUGGAUGUAAUGUAAUGAUGUUUUAUUUUUAUACCGCAAUAGAAGAGUGGAUUUUGGUUGGAUGAACAAAAACAUUUUUUUUACUAACAAAUAAGAUUAAAACCAGGUAGCCUACCAUUGCUGCACCAGUUCUUUAUAUCAAAUAUCAACAACCUAUGCAAGAGCAGAACAUGUUAUUUUUUUAUGCAGGCCUCAGAAGUCAACAAACUGUAACGGAAAUGAUCACAACAUGAUUAUGAUUAUUGUUACAGUUACACUAAAACACCCAUUUUCAUGUAAAAAACAAUGCAGAUAUUUAUAUUUUUAAUUAUUCCCAAGAGGUAUCAGUAACAGUAAUCCUUGACACACUUCCAUUAAUGUAUUAAUAAUAUACACUUUUUCAGU
Messenger RNA from Anoplopoma fimbria (sablefish), 1464 nucleotides. RefSeq lists its product as uncharacterized. NCBI's taxonomy places the organism in Eukaryota, Metazoa, Chordata, Actinopteri, Perciformes, Anoplopomatidae. The transcript is spliced from 2 exons. The record is from RefSeq and is a predicted model, not a curated record. The coding region runs from base 101 to 793 and encodes 230 amino acids.